AUGGGUCCAGCUUCCCCGUUUCCUUGUCUUUCUCGAGCUUUUGUCUUCCCUAAGGUAUUUCUCUACUUUUCACGUACCACAAUGGCCAACUUAGGGAAUGAACUUGUAAAUGCGACAUAUGAAUUUGACAGUGACGAGUCUUUAUCAUUCGUUGGGUUCGAGAAUCCAGAUUACAUGGAUAUUUUUUAUGGGGUGGAUCCACCUAUCCAAUCCCUCGAUGUACCAAUCGGUAGUUGUGGGUUGGGUUUGGAUUCCUGGAACGAUAACGACGAUUUUGUAGCGAGGUAA
Messenger RNA from Vicia faba (fava bean), 288 nucleotides. Lineage: Eukaryota; Viridiplantae; Streptophyta; Magnoliopsida; Fabales; Fabaceae. The record is from the annotation of a GenBank genome assembly.